AUGCGGAUGAGCAGGGGACGCUACAAUGUUAGCCCGGAAGUGAACGCAAACGUGUUUUCCGCUAUGUUCUUUUGGUAUCAAAAUUCAAUUAGUUUACCCGGUAAAAAUAAGAUGCUCGAAGAGGCUGACUUGUACAACACAGCAGCUGCGGAUCUAGCUGACCCCCUUGGACAGACUUUGGAUGAGUAUUGGAAAAUUGAAGUAGCAAAAGCGAGGAGACGCCGUAAAAAACCUUCACUUCUUAAAGCGUUAUACAAAACAUUUGUUGCUGCUUACAUGGGAUACGGUUUAAUGCUCUUUAUUCAAUGCAUUAUAUUCAAGAUGCUGCAGCCAAUAAUAAUGUUCAGAUUGAUACACUAUUUCAUGUAUCCUAGCGAGAGCGGAAUCAAAUUCGGUAUAAUGAAAGCAGCAAUAUUCGUGGUCGUGGCAUUUUUGAAUGUAUUGAUGUACCAUCACACUCUCUUGGGUUGUCAUAAAAUAGGAACCAGAUGUAAAAUUGCUUGUUCCUCGUUGAUUUACAAGAAAUUUCUGAAACUGAGUCUGGUGACCAUACACAAUAAACAAUUGCAGAAUGAAGUUACUACUUUGUUGAACAAACAGACUAGAAUGCUGGAAAAAGUACCCGUAUUUCUGCAUUUCGUGUGGAUUACGCCGCUGCAAAUAAUGAUUAUACUAUUGGAGCAACAUUAUGUAAGGUCAUUUUCGUACGUAAUGGGAUUCACGACGAUUUUAAUUAACUUCUCAGCGCGAUUAGGAAUCUUCGUCACUGUCAGCAGCUAUGAACUGUCGAAAACCCUAUUUUCCACACAGCUUCUUUACACAAUCAUUCAAUUUCUGAACUUGAUCGAACUGCAAAUGGCUGUAUUGCUACCCAUGGGAAUCAAAAGCUACAUGGAUUUGAUCAAAGCUACGAAGAAAAUCAAAGAAUUCUUGCUGCUGCCGGAAAUAGAUGCUGCGAUGAGAUCUAAACCGCGCGAAGAUGCCGGCCAUGUGAAUAUGAUAGAUAUCACAGCAACGUGGAUAAUGAUACCUCGGCUUUACACCCUGGUCAAUCUAAAUCUGGAUUUAUUCGCCGGGAACAUUUACGCUCUUACCGGGCCUCCGUCGUCUGGGAAAAGCAGUUUCCUUAACAUUAUUUUAAACGAAGUACCUGUUUUGCGAGGUACUUGCACUACUAUGGGAAGGUUAUCAUAUGCAGCACAAAAACCCUGGAUCUUCAACUCAUCCGUGCGGCACAACAUUAUUCUAGAUAGAAAAUUCGACAGGAACAGAUACAAUUUCGUUGUGAAAGUUUGUCAAUUGGCUAACGAUUUCAGAGAUUGGCGUUAUUCAGACAACUCGAUAAUCGGAGAACACAUCGCGCUCGAUUUGAAUCAACGAGCUAAGAUAAAUAUAGCCAGAGCGGUUUACAGAUCUGCGGACAUUUAUCUGUUUGACGAAUGCUUCGAUGAUUUGGAAGUGGAUACAGCGGAGAAGGUGUUCAAAUACUGCUUGAAGAAAUACUUGAAACGCAACAAGACUGUGAUUCUAGUGACCAAUAUCUUGGAAUUACUGGAGCAAUCAGACCAAAUGCUUUUAAUAAAAAAUGCUAGUGUGACUAUGACUGCUUUUGAUGAUAUUCCCAAGACGGAGAUUGCUAAGUACAGAUGGAUCAGGACGGGGUACGACGGGAGAAAAGUUUUGCGUGAGAUUUCGCUGAGUCGCAUAAAACCAAUAGGCGAUUCCAGGGAAUUCGAUCAUGCAAAAGUGAAAAAGCUACUGAUACAAAAGUACCUGAAACAUUAUUCGAAAAAGCCCGCUCAAGUUUUAUUCCUGUUUACCCUAUUUGUUACACAAUGUGUAGUUAACGCAGGCGACUUUUGGUUGAUGCUUUGGGCGAGUUCUGAGGAACAGUGUUAUAUGAAAGCGUCAGACGUUAACGAAACUAAGGAUAUAAAAAUAUUUGAUUUUCCUUUGAACAAAUUACUGAGACGCGAUGUGGAGAUUGCAAAAAAAUACGAAAACAAGACUUUCCACGAUCAAUGCAAUUACAUUUUGCCGAACGAAACGUUCUUCAUAUACUAUAUAGCAUUAGUUGGGGCCACUUUCUUUAUGGUUGUAUAUUAUGUGAUUUUAUUCUGUGAACUUCGGUCGAGAGGAAGCAAAAUUUAUAAGGAUACCUUCAAUAAUAUACUACAUGCUACUAUGGAUUACUACUAUACGAACACAAUUGUUAAGAUUAUCAGAAAACUGAUGAGAGACAUAAGGGCGGUUGAUAUGACAUUACCCAAUCGCCUGUUGGAUGUGCUCACUAUAAAUUCAACGUGCUUGGGUUUUCUGAUUGUCAUAAGCGUUUUUGUUCCUGCAUCUAUUCCGAUCUGCAUCAUAAUACUAUUCGGAUUGUACAAAUUACAUAAGAUCUUCAAACCGACGACCGAUGGAAUUGUUAGUUUAGAUGGCGAAACUCGGAAUAAAAUCACCGAUCACGUUCAAGAUACUGUCUCUGCUCUCGUAACCAUUCGAUGCCAUAAUGCACAGGGUAUGGCUAUUAGAGAAUUUCAUGAUCUGUACGAUGUCAAUACUUCAGCUUCGAGCACUAUUGUUGUCCUGUGGAGGAUGUACGGUUGUUAUAUUGACUUGUUUUACACUUUCCUGAUGGCCUUUGUUAUCUUUCAAUACUUUGUGGUUCCAGAUUUUAUACCUUAUUUGACAACCUCUAUUGUUGGGCUUUUGAUCACUAACUGCUUUUACUUGAUCGGCUUUGUUCAAUACGGAAUGAAGCAAAUGAACAAAAUCAGUCACAAUUUGUACAGCGUUCAACAUCUCAUAAAUUUGGAAGAUAUUGAUAAGGAGCCACAGGGUCAAACCAUUGUUCCCGAUAAAACAUGGCCGGUGGAUGGGAAUAUUCAAUUUAGUGAUGUCACCAUGAUUUUAGAAUAUUUGGAGCCAAUAUACUCUAUAGAAAUGAACAUUCCUACAGGAAACAAGAUUGGUAUCAUGGGCGAUACUCUAUCUGGAAAAAGGUCUCUGAUACCAGCGCUCUACAGGAUUUUCGAUUACGAUGGUCUCAUAACACUCUCCGAUGUGGACAUAAAGAGCGUGAACCUACACGAUUUAAGAUUAAAAAUUUCAAUAAUGCCAUCGGAUCCGGUGGUAUUCCCAACUAGUGUAAGGAAUAAUUUGGAUAUACAUGGUAAUGUUAGUACAGACAGCAUCUUGCAGGCUCUGAAACUGGUACACGGGGAAUUGCACAACGUGCUUGUUAAAUUGGACCGGCAAAUACAAAACGAAAAUUUCACAAUGGAGCACAGACACAUCAUUAGUCUAUUGCGAGUGGUGUUGCAGAAAAAUAAAAUCCUAAUAGUAGAAGAAUGUGAAACGAGGCUGGAAAAAGAAACGGAGUACUUCAUCCAGCAAGUAAUCAAUGAGAAGUUCAUGAAAAAUACUGUGAUUCAAAUCACAAACAAUUUAAGCAAUAUAAUUAAAUAUGAUUUAAUAUUCUACAUGGCAAAAGGAAGGAUCGUUGAGAGCGGAAGUGCGGUAGAACUGUUGAAUCAGAAAAGUGAAAACAUCAAGAAGUACUUCGACAGGAUGUAUCCGGAAGAACAAGAGCGCUACCGGACAGAAUUGCAAAUCAGUGUCUAAAA
Nicrophorus vespilloides is the source of this 3626-nucleotide messenger RNA. Its product is annotated as probable multidrug resistance-associated protein lethal(2)03659. Gene Ontology annotation, molecular function: ATP binding; ABC-type transporter activity; ATP hydrolysis activity. Gene Ontology annotation, biological process: transmembrane transport. Bases 1 to 3624 code for a protein of 1207 amino acids. Gene Ontology annotation, cellular component: membrane. The record is from RefSeq and is a predicted model, not a curated record. The transcript has 13 exons. NCBI's taxonomy places the organism in Eukaryota, Metazoa, Arthropoda, Insecta, Coleoptera, Silphidae.